AUGUCGACUAGCAACGGUAAUACGCAGAAGUUUUCCAAUUGUCUCCGCGAUGCCACUGGCGCCCCAAAGGAUCCCUUGGUCUGGAUCGACCUUGAGAUGACUGGGUUGGACAUCGAUGGUGGUGAUACCAUUAUCGAGGUCGCGUGUUUGAUCACGGAUGGGGAGUUGAAUUUUGUUGAUGAGAAGGGGUUUCAUAUGAUUGUGAAUCAGUCGAAGGAGGUGAUGGACGGGAUGGGAGAGUGGUGUCGGGACCAUCAUGGGAAGUCUGGCCUCACCGCCGCCGUCCUUGACUCCCCCCACUCCCUCUCCCACGCCUCCGAUUCCCUCCUCGCCUACAUCAAAUCCCACGUCCCAACCCAACGUCAAGCCCUGUUGGCCGGCAACAGCGUUCACGCCGAUCGCGUGUUUCUGAGCAAGUACAUGCCGGAGGUCGUGGAGUUCUUGCACUAUCGCAUCGUGGAUGUCAGUACCGUGAAGGAGUUGGCGAGGAGAUGGGAGCCUAGGGUCUUCAAGGCGGCGUCGGCACAGAAGGCGGAAGCGCAUCGUGCGUUGGAUGAUAUUAAGGAGAGUGUCCAGGAGUUGAUGUUUUACCGCGAGAACUGGAUGACGCCGAACUCUAAGAGGAGGAUGAGUAUUGGCGGGCUCUGA
Saitoella complicata NRRL Y-17804 is the source of this 648-nucleotide messenger RNA. Its product is annotated as ribonuclease H-like protein. The record is from RefSeq and is a predicted model, not a curated record. NCBI's taxonomy places the organism in Eukaryota, Fungi, Ascomycota, Saitoellomycetes, Saitoellales, Saitoellaceae. Gene Ontology annotation, cellular component: mitochondrion. The transcript has 3 exons. The coding region runs from base 1 to 648 and encodes 215 amino acids. Gene Ontology annotation, molecular function: 3'-5'-RNA exonuclease activity; nucleic acid binding.